AUGGUAGAUGAGUAUGCUUAUAAAUUGAUAGAACCAACAGGUGUCAAGGAUUAUUCCCCAUGUUAUGUGGCGUUAUUCAAACCAGUACUGGAAUUCAAUUCGGAAUUGGAGUCGAGAAAGUCUCAGUUCGUCAAGGAUUUGAAUAAAUGGAUUGAUAGUCAUCAACAUAUCGGUUAUUUCAAUAUUCGACCAGCAGCUGAAAUUAUAGAGUUACAUAGGGCUGCGGUACCUAGGCAGGUGGCACCUAAUCAGAUCGGACCCAGCCAGUCCUUAGAUAAUCACACCGAAUCCACUCAAAGCUCACCCCCCUCCAAAUCUCCAUCACCUCGUCGAUCACCUUCCAAAAUAUCCAAAUCCUUAAAGAAUGAUGCAUCAAAAUUCGCUUUCAAAGUUAAAGAUGAAAAUGUCGAAUCGUCAAAGUCCGGUCUCUCCUUACUUGAAAGAAUCAAACUCAAAGAAAAGCUCAAUAAUGAAAAGAAUCUUCUACAGACUCCAGAAAUGAGAAGAGAUCAAUUCCUUGCAUCCAAAUUAAAGCCAAUUUACAAUAUUCUUUAUCAAAUGAAUUCUGAAACCAAACCAUCACAAUUCAAAAGUUUCCCCUUGUCCAUAGUUAAAGCUACCAUCAAAGAUAGCUUAGAUUAUCCUAUUCAUGAAGACGAAAUUCAUGAUUGUUUGAAAUUAAUGUCUAGAAAGCUUCCUAAAGUAGAAAUUGUCACCAGAAGUAAUUUGUCAGUCGUCAAACUUUAUCAUUUUGAUCGAACAGAGGAUUUAAAAGUUUUAUAA
Yamadazyma jaroonii is the source of this 783-nucleotide messenger RNA. The record is from the annotation of a GenBank genome assembly. Lineage: Eukaryota; Fungi; Ascomycota; Pichiomycetes; Serinales; Debaryomycetaceae.